GAAUAAUACCAGAACACUAACUUUCCCUACUUGGAAUCCAACUGUGUAAAGUGUCAGGUGCAUUUUCUACACUGAAUUCACCCUGUGCUUUAAAUUCUACGGUAAGAAUUAAAAAAAAAAAAAAUCCAGCAACGUCUUAAUAUGCGUUUAUUUUGAAAUCAUUAUCCGGAAGUUCGGGUCCACACGAUGAAUACCUUGACACCGGUCCAGUCUUGCAGCCUCCUUUCCCUCAGGAUGACUGGGAGUGACGCAGGGCGGACGGAAAAAACAGGGACUUGAGGGCGAAGAACAGGGAUAACAAGCAGUGAUGCAGGAGGGACUGUAGCUUUAAUUUCACAGGUUCAAGCCCGAUGCAUGGCCCGCCCGCGUGCACAGAGGACAUGAGAGUCACCUACACGCAGGCUUUCCUGUGAGAGUCAAUAAUAAAGAAUCAUCACCUCAUCCUUGGGGCGGAUCAUUUCGGAUACACUCCCAGGAAACAUUGGCCCCCGUUUCUGCACAUGGGAAAGUAGCCUAGUCAUUCCAUUUUCUUACUGAACACCAAGUUGUAAGUCGCAGUCAGUGGGAGGAUAUUUGGAACCCCUCUCUCCGUCCUUUUAACAAGUCUCCAUCAUGAACUACCUACGCCGUCGACUCUCGGACAGCAAUUUCAUGUCCAACCUGCCUAAUGGCUACAUGACCGAUCUCCAACGGCCCGACCCGCCGCAGCAAAGCCCCGCAGUGUCGCCCGGGCCGUCGGAGAGGCGCCAGUCCACCAGCCAGCAGCAGUCUGGAGGUGGAGGCUCUGGCUUCUUCUCGUCCAUAUCCAAUGCUGUCAAACAGACUACGGCAGCCGCGGCCGCGACCUUAUCCGAGGCGGCGGACCGGGCGGGAGUCUCCAGCAGUGCCAAGAUCCUCUUGGUUAUCGACGACCAACAGACCGACUGGGUGAAGGUCUUCAGGGGAAGAAAGAUCCACGGUGAAUUUGACAUCAAGGUAGAACAGGCAGAAUUCUCUGAAAUCAACCUGGUGGCAAAUGCCACAGGCACCUACAAUGUGGACAUUGAUGCAAUCAGGAAUGGACAUAAGGUUACAAAAUCCUUUAAGCCAGACUUUGUGCUGAUCAGACAGCAUGCCUUCAGCAUGGACAAGAAUGGAGACCACCGAAACAUAGUGAUUGGACUGCAGUAUGCUGGACUGCUAAGUGUUAACUCUUUGCACUCUGUCUACAACUUCUGCGACAAACCAUGGGUGUUUGCUCAGAUGUCUAGACUCUACAAGCAACUGGGCCCGGAGGAGUUCCCACUGAUUGAGCAGGUUUACUAUCCAAACCACAAGGAAAUGAUUACCUCCCCACGGUUCCCUGUAGUGGUAAAGAUGGGCCAUGCUCACUCAGGAAUGGGAAAGGUGAAAGUGGACAAUCAGUAUGAUUUUCAAGAUAUUGCCAGUGUUGUGGCACUGACCAAGACUUACGCCACAUCUGAGCCUUUUAUUGAUGCAAAAUACGAUGUCCGCAUUCAGAAGAUUGGUAACAAUUACAAGGCUUACAUGAGAACGUCAGUUUCUGGCAACUGGAAAACCAACACUGGCUCAUCUAUGCUUGAGCAGGUGGCCAUGUCAGACAAGUACAGAAUGUGGGUGGACUCAUGUGCUGACAUCUUUGGAGGUUUGGAUAUCUGUGCUGUGGAGGCUCUACAUGGUAAAGAUGGCAAGGACUAUAUUAUAGAGGUUGACGACUGUUCAAUGCCACUAAUUGGGGACCAGCAGGAUGAGGACCGUGUUCAGAUCGCAGAACUAGUGGUCUCUCAGAUGAACCAGACUGUUCCACGCACUUCAAGCUCUUCCACAGUCCGUGCCACAGCAGGACAGCCAGCACAGAAAGCAGUGUCUCCUCAGCCUGUCUCUCAGGCCAGAGUACCACAGGUUCAACAGCGCCCCUCACCUCAGGGUGGUCCUCAGCAAAGUCCCCCAUCUCAGCAGCGCCCACAGCCUCAAGGCCAACCCCCUGCACAGGCCCAGCAAUCUGCUGCCAGCCCUGCUACAGGUGACCCCAGUGCCCAGGCUAAGGCUAGCCAAGGACCUCCAGCCCAGCCACGGCUACCAGGUCAGGGAGCUCCUCCAGGCCAGAGACCUCCCUCUGGCCAGGGUUCUCCUCAGCGAAGCCAGGGAGGCUCCCCUCAAACUCAGAGGCAACAGUCUGUCUCCCAGCAGCAGCAGAAACCAUCUGCAGGAGGCGCUGGCCAGAAGCCUGCAGGUGGCCAAACCCAGCAGCAGAGGCCUGCUCAGCCCCCUAGGCAGCAGUCACAGGGAGGGCCACAACAGAGAGCUCCUGGCCAGCAGGGUCGUCCUGGAGCACCCACCACCCAGCAACCCCGACCUGCUGCCCAAGGCCAGGGAGGCCCAGGAGGACGACCCCCACUGCAGCAAAAGCCUCAGCCCCCACAGAAGCCAAGUCAAGACAGUCCGGCUAUGGGCGGCUCUCCACAACUAAACAAGUCCCAGUCUCUUACCAAUACCUUCAACAUUCCAGAAACCCCAGCGCCACGAGCCAGCCUUAGCCAAGACGAGGUGAAGGCAGAAACCAUACGCAAUCUACGCAAAUCUUUUGCCAGUCUCUUCUCAGACUGAGACGGCAUAAGCCCCACCCCACCCCCUCCUCCUACUGACAGAAAGAUGGACAGGCAAACUGAAGGACAGAUCCCUUCUUCCCCCAACAACAAGGACCAACAGGAUGCCGUCUCCAAUUCAUGUACAUUGACCCUGAUAUGAAAAUGUACACAUUUGACACCCACUGCCCUAAGUAGUAAAAAUCUUUUAAAAUGAACAAAAAGUAGAAUAUACAGUAAAUUUAGGCACUGAUGUCUGAAACAUUCCUUGCCUCGCCUCAAGCUUAAGUAAGUCUUCUACUCAUCGUGUCACACACACACACACACACACACACACACACACAGUACACAAAUAAAUGCCUAUAUAUGCAUGACCACACACACAAAAUAAGAGACAAAACAACACAAUACUGCUCCCACUUGUUUGUUGGUGCCGUAAAGUCAAUGUGAUCUUUAUGUUAAAUUUUGGUUGGCUUGCCGACCAACCAAAUAAAUUAAGGGACUGUACGAAAAUUAAUAGGGUAGGGAGAGGUGCUGAAUCUUAUAUAUUAUAUUUCAUAAAAAGCAAUGUAAUUAUAGCUAUGUAACUGUAUAAUCUAUUUUAUAUAAAUAAUUGCACAAUAUAAAAUAUAUAAUAAUGUAGUAAUAUGGAGUAAGAAAAAAUAGAAGACACUCUCCUGCUCUCCCACAGAAAGCUAUACUAUCCUCCCUUUAGCAAAAAUAACAAUGACAAAGCCCUCCCUUUUUUCUCACCCCCUCCACCCCGACUAAUUUGUGUACAGUCCCUAACUCAACACAGCUGCACAUGUACGCUGUCCAGUGUUAGCUAAUGCUAGACCUGUUCGCGCUGUUGAAAGCUCAUGGUGAUGUCUUAGCUGCAUGUCAAAAGGAGGCAAUGGUCGCAUUUUCCAACCCUUGACAUUGGCGCUUGUAACUGUGUCGUCACAUGUAGUUGAAUUAGUUAGUAAAAUAGCCUAGUAGGUGUUGUGAGUAUGUUGUUGCUGCCACUUCUUCCUGUUUUAUGGUCGCACAAGAACAAAAGCCCAAAAAGCUCUCCACCUUCAAAGCAUGCCUUACACAGACAAGAACGUCAGAUCAAAUGGAGCUGUCUCAGGGAUGUCCAAUUGAUUGUGACACUUGUGUGUGGGUGAGGGUCUUCCAUUACAGUUUUAUUGUGGCUGUUUACCAAUAAUGAAAGAAAAGCAUGCAUUUUAAUGAGUUAGAAUGUUUUUUAUUAUUUCCAAUGCAUUUGCACACAGAAUAUACUGCAACAUUAUACUUGAAUACAGCAAGAAAGACUGAUGUAUGAAAUCUAUAUUUUCAGGUUUAUUCACCUGCCACUUGACAAAGCAGCAACUCACUGUUCUCACCCUUGGGUGCUGCUGUGUCUAUGACAGGUGUGGUACAGUGGGAUACAGCAUAGGCAGGUUUGGCAACUGUUCAGGUACAUUUUGUGAAAAAUUUGAUUAUUUAUAGUUUCAUAUCAUAUUCCCUUGAUUUCAAAGCAAUGCAAUGAGAAGAAACAUAUGACUGCAAUCCAGCUAAUGAAUUCAAUGGAUGCACACAAAGUAAGUGGAUUAUUUCAGGUUGAUUUUAGAAGUUGUCAGUGCAUUGUGAUUUUGCACUUAAGUAAUUCCAACCAAGAGUGCAGCAGAGUAUCUGCUUCCAUUACUAUCCCUCUGGUCUCAAUGGGUUAGUUUGUAAGAAGAGGCCAUUGUCUACUCCAAAGCAUACUCAGCCAAGGAAUGUUACAUAUUUGCAUCUCUAUACAAUAAAGAAAAUAAUGUGAAGGUAGGGAUGUCAAGUGCGUGAUGCACCUCUGCAGCAGAUUUAGCACUUCCUGUCACCCCUUCUUCGCACUGACAGCCCUGUCUUUGAUCACUACUCUGCAAAAUCCAAGCUGUUGCUAGAACCCGUUCUGUUCCCAAGCACUAAAAAUGUCUUCCAGAGGGAGUGCUUUCCAUUCGAAUGUCGAUGUCGUAUGGCAAUAUCAAGCUUUUUAGUGAAGACCCAAUAGCCAAAAGAAUAGAGGAGUCGUGGUUCCCCUGCAGAUUCUCCAUACUGCCUGUGUUUAUCAGCCUAUUUGUGUAGCCACAGUGACCCCUUGUGCUCAAUGGUGCAUAAAUGUGUGAAUGUUGUUCUGUAACUGGUGAAACCAAAUAGAUGUGUUGUACAGAGCUCUGAGUGAUGCAGAUUGUCGCCUUUAUCCCCUGCUGCUAUUUGUGCUUGUUGAUAUGUGUGUCUCUAAAAGUUUUUAGCUUUAGUUUUCAAAGUUUGUGCAUUUUUGUUUCAGUUAUCUUGUACAUGCUUCUAUGAGAGCAAGAGUAUAUGGGACUUGUAAGUUUUUGCAGUAGGGCAGGGCUUCAUUUUUAAAUUUUACAGCGACUCAGUGUCAGCACAUGAUUAUCAUGGCUCAGCCUACCGCCAGGAGAAUCAUUAAGGGCAGCCUUGUGUAAUUGUUACAUUGAGUGUGUAAUAUAUGAAAAUGAGCCAUCACAAUUAGCAUGGAUGGUUAACUUUGAAAAAUGUCAUUCUGUCACUCAGAGGCCUCUUGGCCAUAUUAAGACAUACCAUUUUGCUGUGGCACCUCCUGAGACUGACAAGAUGAGCUGUGACAGCAGUGCAAAGAAGUAGUUUAUUGUAUUUAUGUUUUUGAUAUUCACAAGAUGUUUUCUUUUUAAAGAUUUACCUUAUUUAUGGUGGAUAUAUUUGACUGUGAAUGUAAUUUUUUUUUUGGUACAGCUAGUUUUAUUGUUUUCUAAAUGCAUUGUAUAAUCAUUGUGAUUGAUGAAAUCCUUACAAAUUUGAACUGAUUGUCAAUCGAUGCCUGCCAGAUUUAAAAGUCAUAAAUGUAAGUGCAAAAAUCAAAAAGCUGAGGUUUUUGUUGAUCAAAAAAAAAAAAAAAAAAAAAAAAGAUACUGCAUAAUGUAAAUCAUGGUUGAUUAUUGGAUUAAAUGUAAAAGAAAUAUUUGAUGUUAUAUGCAAUGUAGCUAUAUUAUGUGAAGAUGAGUAUGUUCUUAAAACAUGCACAUGUCUAAUAAAGUCUAUGAUCAACAAUGA
Lates calcarifer (barramundi perch) is the source of this 5645-nucleotide messenger RNA. RefSeq names its product synapsin I (gene syn1). Gene Ontology annotation, molecular function: ATP binding. The coding region runs from base 613 to 2607 and encodes 664 amino acids. The record is from RefSeq and is a predicted model, not a curated record. Lineage: Eukaryota; Metazoa; Chordata; Actinopteri; Centropomidae. Gene Ontology annotation, cellular component: synaptic vesicle; synaptic vesicle membrane. The transcript is spliced from 14 exons. Gene Ontology annotation, biological process: neurotransmitter secretion.